CUUGAAUAUUGCUGGAGCCAAAGGACGUGCCAUCUGUCCCAUUCGUUGUAGUGCAGCUGCCAGGAAGGAACGCUUGUCGAGACAGUACCAGUAUUUUGGAAGCUCGCUAUUGUGCUUGGGCAGGAAUGUCGUAUUCAAACGGACGAGGCUAUGGUGGUGAUCGGCAUUAUCGGCAACGGGGCCCAAAUCGGCGACGGUAUGAGGAUAAUACUCCCUCUAAAUCACCUGAAGAGCUCAAAAGAGAACAGAUCGUGUCGUAUUUAUUCCGACUAGGAGACUCGGAUCAAAAACAGCAGGCGGAUCUGUGCGCGACACAACUGCUACGAGACUUUGGAACACAUCCUCAAAUUGUGCGGAGUGUAUUCAAGGAAUGCAUAACCCAUGUCCCUCAGAAAGUAUCCUUGUACGGCACCUUAAGCGGGUUGCUGAAUGCACGGAAUUUUGACGCUGGUGCGGCCAUCAUUGAAAUCACCUGUGAGGCUUUGCAAGAGGCCCUCAACAACAGCGACUUCCGCUCCACCAAGAUUCUCUUGCGUUACAUCGCAGAACUCGUGAACGCAAACGUUAUCCAAUCGACGCAACUUAUCGGCCUGUACGAUCUAUUUUUGAACGUGCUGAAUGAGCCAAAUGUGCGACCGGAAAGGGCUGAUGCGUUUGUCUAUUCUGUGCUUGCGAGCAUUCCAUGGGCCGCACGUCAGCUUAGCGACACGGAAGCAACUGAACUUGAACGCAUUCUGGGGUCCAUUGAGAAGCACAUGAAUCAGCGGCAAGCAAAUCUUGCAACUAGUGGGAUUGAACAGGCGAUGGAAGCGCUGAAGGUGUACCGCGACGUACCCGAAGGUGAACCGUAUCUCGUGACGGAUCGGCUGGAGAGUCUGUGGCGCCAGAUCAUUCAGCUCAAGCAGGCCGACGAAUGGGACCUGAAAAUCAUCUUGAGACCUACAGAUUUUACCGAUCUACUCAGCACGCAACUACAACAUGAGCUGAGGCCCAUAUCCAUUCCAUCUGGAGAUGUGAAGUUUUCCUAUCAACCUGUUUUUCGUAUUUUCGAUGACUCUGUUCAAGGUGUUGAAAAUAUCAUUGUCCGAUUACCCUCCGUGCUGAGCAUUUCACGGUUCAUUUUGGACGACUUGAUUUAUGAUAUCAUCCGAAUCUUCUCCCACAAUCACCGGGAAGUGUGCCGAAUGCUCACAGAUCUGGAGACUUUUUUGAACGGGUACUAUCUCAGGGAUGGAGGGUUCAACGUUAUGGCCAGCGUGAUAGAAACCGUGUUCGGUGAACUGCUCCGGCUCCCACGGAGUGGUGAGCGAUCAGUGUACUAUGCUACUCUGCUGAUAGAUCUUAUCAAAGAGGACUUGCAGACGAUUCCCAAGGUCCUAGGACGGGCCAUACGAACAUUGUUUUCAAGGUUGGACGGAUCGCAAGGUUUGGGUGGGGGAAUGGACGUGGAAGCUAUUCGGAGAUUCAGUGAGUGGUUUGGCAUCCACCUGAGCAACUUCGGAUUUAUGUGGAAGUGGCAGGACUGGGAGCCCGUCCUGUCUGUUGAACAAGACUCUGCCUGCUUUGUGUUCAUUCGGGAAACUCUGGAACGAUGUAUCCGUUUAUCGUAUUGGGAGCGCGUCCAGGGCAGCCUUCCAGAAGCAUUUGCGGAGAGUGAAAUUAUCUUCCCUCAGGAACCGCCUCAUCCGAACUUUAAAUUUGAGUCAGAGGAGACCACUGGAGAUGCACAGCUUUAUGAGUUAACCUCCCAACUGCGAUCAUCGUUAGCAACGAAGAGCGGGGCAGAAGAAAUCUCAGAUCUAUUGCAAAGGAUUCGUGAUCAUGCCACCAGCAACGCUCCCAACGCUAUGGAAGGAGUUGUUGGAGCGUCUGGCGGAACUGGGACACCUGAGGAUCUAGCUCGAGAAGCGCUUGUCCAAUGCGUUAUGCAACAAGGCAGCAAAAGUUUCAGUCACGUGUUGAAUGUGGUUGAACGGUACCUAACAGUACUACGCGAUUACAAUGGCACUGAAGAGGCACGAAGCCACACCGUUCGGAUAAUAGUUGACUUCUGGAAGGAUAAUACGCAAUUCUUGGAGAUCAUCCUGGACAAGCUCAUGAACUACCGCGUUGUCACACCUAAAAGCAUCCUGUCCUGGGCUUUGGAUCCAAGUGUGUUGGAUUCACACUACACGAGGUUCCAUCUUUGGUCAAUUGUACGCACAACCUUGGCCAAGGUGAAUUUCAAGAUAGCGCAAAUAACCGCGAAACUUGAAGCAGCACGGAGGCAAUCAUCCGUAGACAACGACCUCAUGUUGCAAGAUGGCGAUGACAGUGUCAUCCAAUCUUUGGAGGAAAACCGACAAGGUGCUUUGCGAGAACAAAAAGAAGUCUUCCUGCAUGUAUUCCAGAGAUUCGUAGAUGCGAUAAGAAAUAAAUGUCGCUCACUGGAGUCCCAGGGGAUUGACCCAACGAGAACGGCCUGGUACCGUUGGGUUAUGGGCAACAUGCGGGAAGUCGCUCGUGGGUUCCCAACGGAGGUGAAAGCAUACCAGGUUACACUGGAUAUGAUCAUUUUUACCGACGACGUCGACCCACGCAUAUUGAAAGUAUGGCAAGAGAUCAAAAGUGUUUAUUCACUACAUACAGAUACGCUAGCGUAAUCGCCAUGCGAGUCAAAUGAUUUGUAGACGUAGUAGUGGAAUAUUAAUUGCUUUGUCUCCAAGACCUUGAA
Spizellomyces punctatus DAOM BR117 is the source of this 2713-nucleotide messenger RNA. RefSeq lists its product as uncharacterized. The transcript has 12 exons. The coding region runs from base 126 to 2642 and encodes 838 amino acids. NCBI's taxonomy places the organism in Eukaryota, Fungi, Chytridiomycota, Chytridiomycetes, Spizellomycetales, Spizellomycetaceae. Gene Ontology annotation, cellular component: nucleus; nuclear cap binding complex. Gene Ontology annotation, biological process: nuclear-transcribed mRNA catabolic process, nonsense-mediated decay; mRNA export from nucleus. The record is from RefSeq and is a predicted model, not a curated record. Gene Ontology annotation, molecular function: mRNA binding; RNA cap binding; protein binding.